Homarus americanus (American lobster) is the source of this 462-nucleotide messenger RNA. RefSeq names its product proline-rich receptor-like protein kinase PERK2. Bases 1 to 462 code for a protein of 153 amino acids. The transcript has 4 exons. The record is from RefSeq and is a predicted model, not a curated record. Lineage: Eukaryota; Metazoa; Arthropoda; Malacostraca; Decapoda; Nephropidae.
AUGUCACGGAAGUUUUGUGACAAGAGGUGUGCCGCUCCCCCUGUGUUAGUGCCGCCCCUCAUCCCUGUGUUAGUGCCGCCCUCAUCCCCUGUGUUAGUGCCGCCCCUCGCCCCUGUGUUAGUGCCCCUCGAUCCCUGUGUUAGUGCCGCCCUCGAUUCCUGUGUUAGUGCCGCCCCUCAUCCCCUGUUGCCGCCCCUCGCCCCUGUGUUAGUGCUGCCCUCAUCCCCUGUGUUAGUGUGCCCUGCCCUCAUCCCUGUGUUGGUGCGCCCUCAUCCCUGUGUUAGUGCCGCCUCCCCCUGUGUUAGUGCUGCCUCGCCCUGUGUUAGUGACGCCCCUCAUCCCUGUGUUAGUGCUGCCCUCCCUGUGUUAGUGCCGCCCCUCGAUCCCCUGUUGCCGUCCUCGCCCCCUGUGUCCACCUUCUACUCCGCUGCUCUUGCUGACUUACGACAGGGGUUUAUGUGA